Penicillium macrosclerotiorum is the source of this 381-nucleotide messenger RNA. RefSeq lists its product as uncharacterized. The record is from RefSeq and is a predicted model, not a curated record. The transcript has 2 exons. NCBI's taxonomy places the organism in Eukaryota, Fungi, Ascomycota, Eurotiomycetes, Eurotiales, Aspergillaceae. Bases 1 to 381 code for a protein of 126 amino acids.
AUGCCAGGAGUGGUUUCGAAACUAAGUCAUUUCACUUCAUGCUCACCAAGGGCCACAGUCCGAGUAGGGUUGCAGCCGGUUACAUAUAUCGCCAGUAGUAGCCGAGUCUACUCUCUUCCAAAAGACUGGAAAGGAACACAGCCCGAGGAAAGUACCAUCAAGCGGGCCAAGGCAGGAGACGCGACAGACCCGUCAGCGGCAGCAACAGCAGCAGGUAUGAAGGAAAGAGAGGUGAAUGAAGGGGUUGCAGAUGACUCGAAGUCGCAAGGGACAACAGAACGAGGCGGUCGCAAACAUGGCGAAAAGGCGAAGAGAGAACAUCCGAAGGCACCUGAGCCGAUUAUUGGGAUGAAUGAUGAACGAGGGCAGAAAGGCAACUAG